This is a messenger RNA of Cylas formicarius (sweet potato weevil), 1865 nucleotides long. RefSeq names its product beta-hexosaminidase subunit alpha-like. Gene Ontology annotation, biological process: ganglioside catabolic process; glycosaminoglycan metabolic process; carbohydrate metabolic process. The transcript is spliced from 8 exons. Lineage: Eukaryota; Metazoa; Arthropoda; Insecta; Coleoptera; Brentidae. Bases 184 to 1809 code for a protein of 541 amino acids. Gene Ontology annotation, cellular component: membrane. Gene Ontology annotation, molecular function: beta-N-acetylhexosaminidase activity. The record is from RefSeq and is a predicted model, not a curated record.
AAACACUUAAGGAGAAUUAGAAGAUUGAUAACGUCAAUUUGUUGCAUUCUAAACAUUACAAGCUUUUGUCAUCCGUUCAAAUGCCACUCGCGUUUGUUUUAGCGGUUAAAACAGAUUUGACGGCUUAUAGAAUAUAAAUCAAUCGUCGAGAUAGAAAAAAUUGUCGUUUCGGAAACUGGCAUCAUGUGGACGAUCCCAUUCAUCGCAUUUUGGGUUCUUUUCUUCGUUACCGUAGAAGGUUACGUAGUUAAUCCUGGACCCCUAGUAGUUGCGACCAGAGGCGAAGUAUGGCCUAAACCCCAGAGUCAGAAUUCGUCGGAAAAUUAUUUUAUACUUAGGCCAAAACAGUUUCAGUUCAAGGUUAACGAUGCGAGUUGCGAAAUUCUUGAGAACGCAUUCGAGAGAUACUGGAAAAUACUGCAGGAGAACAGCGUUCCUGAGUCGGUUAAGGCAUACGCAUCGAGAACUCGCGCGUGGCUGCAGGAUGUCAGUUUCCUGGGGUACAUCGAUGAGUUGAACGUCACCCUAAGGGGCAGAUGUGAAGAUAAUGAGUUCCCAUCUAACGACGUGGUCGAAGAAUAUACCUUGCAAAUAGCUAAGGGCAAUUUUGAGCUGAGUGCGACUACAAUAUGGGGUGUACUCCGAGGCUUGGAAACAUUUUCCCAAUUGUCUUACUACUCCAAGGAUGAGGAAUACCUGCGAGUCAACGCUACAAUCAUAGUUGACUAUCCACGAUUCAAAUAUAGAGGGUUGUUGCUGGACACAUCGAGGCACUUCAUUCCUUUGAACCUUGUCAAGUUGACAUUAGACGCCAUGUCGUAUAAUAAACUGAACGUCUUCCAUUGGCAUAUCGUCGAUGAUCAAAGUUUCCCCUAUGUCAGUCGAACGUUUCCAGAACUUAGCGAACAAGGCGCAUAUAAUCCACACACUCACGUCUACAACCCUGACGAUGUGCAGACCGUAAUUGAAUACGGAAGACAGAGAGGUAUCAGAGUUCUUCCGGAGUUUGACACUCCCGGACAUACGAGAUCAUGGGGGGUGUCGCAUCCCGAACUGCUAAGUCCGUGCUACGUCGACGACCACGGCAGGAUCUACGAAACAGGAAACUACGGCCCAAUCGAUCCCACCAGAAACGAGACAUACCCGUUCAUUCAGAAACUAUUUGCGGAAGUCAGAGAAGUGUUUCAGGACAAGUUUAUCCAUCUUGGCGGGGACGAAGUUGAAUUUGAAUGUUGGGAGAAUAACCCAACCAUCGAGAGAUUCAUGCAAAAGAACAACAUAACCACGUACGAAGAAUUGGAGAGUUAUUACAUCAAGAAGGUUAUCGAUAUGGUCGACGAUAUUGGGUUCGACUCCAUCGUAUGGGAAGAAGUAUUCGUCAACGGGGUCCAGACCCCGAACAACACGAUCAUCCACGUCUGGAGGGACAAUUGGAUGGACACGAUGUACGCGGUCACCAAAGCUGGAAAGAACGCCAUCCUGUCCGCCUGUUGGUACCUGGAUCAUUUGGAAACUGGAGGCGACUGGGAGAAAUACUAUUUGUGCGAACCGUACAACUAUGGAGGCAGCGCGGCUCAAAAUAAGCUUAUCAUUGGAGGAGAAGCGUGCAUGUGGGGUGAGACGAUAAAUGAAUACAACGUAAUCCCAAGGGUGUGGCCAAGGGCAUCGGCAGUCGCCGAGAGGUUGUGGUCGAGUAGUUUCGUAUUCGACUCGAUAGAGGCCGCCAAGAGACUCGAAGAGCAAACUUGCAGGAUGAAUAGAAGAGGUAUAACGGCGCAACCGCCCAAUGGACCCGGCUUUUGUGAAUGAUUUAUUACGCAUAGUGUAUUAUGGAUCAAAAGAAAAAUGAAUUCAAUAAAAUUUAU